Molecule: messenger RNA, 1052 nt
Organism: Lactuca saligna
Lineage: Eukaryota; Viridiplantae; Streptophyta; Magnoliopsida; Asterales; Asteraceae
Source: the annotation of a GenBank genome assembly
CCGGAACGUUACCACACUUAUCCCCUCCUUUCCCGUAAUCAAUGGCCUCCCUGAUUUCCAAAUCUUCCAUGGCUUCCUCCUAUUACUCAAACAUCUGUUGUUCUUCUUCUCCUCCUUCUGCGUCUAUUCCCAAAUUACCCUCUUCCACCUGCUUCCCAUCGUCUAUCUACCCCCUUGAAUCAUGUGGCUACAACGGAAUUUCACUCCAAAGACCUCCAUUCGAUUCUAGAACGUAUGCCAAGUUUGACAAGUUUGAAGGACAAUCUUCAAAUGACGAAUUUGAGGAAAUCUCAUCAGCUUCACUUCAACAAGAAGUAGAAGAAGAAGGUGACAGUUGCUUGCCUUCUGAUUUGGAGGGUGCAGUUCGACAAUCAAGUGAAGCAACUGCUGCUUUUGUGUCUUCAGGAGGAAUGAGAGCCAUUGUGGAGCUUUUGAUUCCACAGUUGCAGUUUCUUGAUGAUGAAGGUGCUCAGGCUGAACUCUGGGAACUAUCUAGAAUUUUUGUGGAUGCACUCAUCCAGGAAACUGGAUGUCAGAGAGUCAAAGCAAUAUUUCCAGAUGCUGGUGCUGCUGCUCUUUUGAAGUAUAGAUGGAAUGAUGCCACUUUCAGUUUUGCUAGCUUAAGUGACAGAAAGCCUGUGGAGAAAGAAGAUGAAAUUAUUGUGAUGGUAGUGCCAGAUUAUCAGAUGUUGGAUUAUGUAGAGAGAAUAGCAUCCGAUUUAUCAGAUGAUCCGCCACGACCUUUGAUUAUGUGGAACCCACGUCUUAUUAGUGAGGAUGUUGGAGUUGGAUUCAAUGUUCGGAAAUUGAGAAGAUACUUCUUAAGAUCUUUUACAACGGUGUACUCAAUGAAGCCUCUACCUACUGGCGCUGUAUUUAGAUGCUAUCCUGGAUUAUGGAAGGUGUUCUUUGACGACAAGGAUAGACCAAAUCGUUAUCUACUAGCCAGGGAAAUGAUAAGUCGUCCUGUCUCAGAAGACCUUGAGAUAAUAUUUGGAGAAGGUGGAGAUGAUACGGAGGAGGGGCCAUCAUUUUUUGGUCAAGCCAAUUGA